AUGAGGCCUGCAGAACAAAAGAAAAGUUUUGUGUCUUUCUUGAUGGAUUCCAAGGAAUUGGCUAAAGAAUUACAGCUAGAAGAUCUGACAUUACCAUGGAUAAGAAGGGAUGAGACAAUAGAUGACCCAACAAAACGAAAUACGAUUGAAUUCUACUAUUAUCGUUUAGAUAUAGUAAUCACAUCUUUGGAUGACAGAUUCAGUCAACUGAAAGCUCAUUGUGAUUAUUUUGAUUUUCUCUAUGACAUUGACGAGCUGAAGAAUACACCUCCUGUCAGCCUGGACACAAAGUGUAGAAACCUCUCAUCGAUUUUGCAAGAUCAUGAGUCAAGCGACAUUGAUGCACUGGAGUUUAGAGAUGAACUAAAAGUGCUUUCAACAUUGUUGAAACCUGGAAUAGGUCCAAAAGAGAUUCUGAAGUUUAUGGGAAGACAUAAUUUUUGGCCGAAUGUUAACAUUGCUCUGAGAAUUCCCCUAACACUCUCAGUGACAGUUGCGAUUGAAUACAUUAUAUGUUCACAACCAUUGAAAAAUGUUUAUUUACGUUAA
Schistocerca cancellata (South American locust) is the source of this 549-nucleotide messenger RNA. RefSeq lists its product as uncharacterized. The transcript has 3 exons. Bases 1 to 549 code for a protein of 182 amino acids. The record is from RefSeq and is a predicted model, not a curated record. NCBI's taxonomy places the organism in Eukaryota, Metazoa, Arthropoda, Insecta, Orthoptera, Acrididae.